GCUGUACGUAAUGACGUCAUGUUGUAUCCUGACGUUCAGUGUUGCUGCGCUGUCAACCUGAGGAGCAGAGAGUGCAUAUCAGGACGAAGGUUGUUGUGUGAUUGAUUAUCACAGGUAAAUUAAUCUUGUACGUAUUUACAACCUUUCUUAAAUCAUGAAGCUGAGCGAUAAAUAUCUAGUAUGUUUGUUUUUAGUAUUAAAAAGUGAAGACAAACGUCUGUUGCUCGCUGUGGUCAGUUAGCACUUUUAGCUUGUUGCUACAGGAGAGUAACUCAAUACUAAAGCAGUUUGGUUGAGCUAACUGAGCUUGGCUGCGUACUACGGACUAUAACACAUAUCGAUCACAUAUUUAACUCAUAAAGAUGUGACUCAAAUGUGGUAAAUGAUGACUUACAGAGUAAUCUACAUCAUGGCUUUGAGAGGCGCUUUGUGUCGGCUCCUGGUCAACCCUCAGAGAUGUGCGAUCAUCUCAGCCUCCAGAUCACAGGGAACCGCAGCCCCUGCCAGACAUGGUGAGUUUUAUAACACCACCACAGCCACAGAUUUUAUGGUAAUUAAGGCAAAGGUUUACCAGCAAUAUAAAUGGUUGCAAUUUUUUUUUUACCAAAGUAGAUUAAGUGUCAUUGGCAGUCCGCCAUCAUAGGGAGACUUUCAGCUGUAUUUGGCACAGGAUUGCCUGUAAUUUGAUGACAAGAUCACAGAAGAACAACAUUAUAUUGAAGUUUUUCUUUCCUGAUUCAGAUUUUCUCCCCCCCAAAAAGACUUUACCAUCUUACUACCAAUAUCAUUUGAUGUUGUUGACAAAAUCAUUUCUAAAAUUUCUCACACACCACUAAUAUUUUUCUUCGUUAAAUCAUCCACAGAUGCAGAGAAGACUGAGCAGAAGUCCAAAGCACGUAGGUGUUAACAGCGCCUUGUUUUUUCAAUUGAUCUUAGAGGUUAUUAUUGUAAUUGUUGUUAGUAAUAAUGAUAAAAAGAGAAAAUUUAUCCUUUAAUAUAUUUGGUUUGUGGUUUUUACAUUUUUAAUUUGUCAUUCCAUGCAGCAAAGGUCCAGUUCAACUGGCGCGAUGCCCUGGAUCUUGAGGGGCAGUUGACGGAGGACGAGAUUAUGAUUAGAGACUCCUUUAGGGCCUACUGCCAAGAGAAGCUCAUGCCUCGCAUCAUUAUGGCAAACAGAAAUGAAGGUGAGAGUCAACACCCAUUCGUAUCACUUUGUUUUCAUUUGUAGCCCCAUGAUACCUUUGAAUGCAAAAUGUAUAGUUAAGAUGUUUUUAUUUAACUUUUGCAACGCAUGGUUUCAGAUUUAUGAAUUAACGUGGUGCACUGAUUUGAAGUAAAGGAAUAUGAGUCUCCUGAAGUCCUUGUCUAACAGCUGGUUGUGUGUGUGUGUGUAUUUUUCAGUGUUCCACAGAGAGAUUGUUUCAGAGAUGGGAGAGCUGGGUGUCCUUGGCCCCACCAUCAAAGGUGACAAAAUGUACAAUGUUAAUCAUUUGCUGCAAUUAUGUAACAGAGGCAACCACACCUCAAUAGAUUUUGACGACCAAAACAGAAAGUUAAUUGUCGAAUUUUAUAGUUGCCAUAAAGUUUCUGUACUUUGAUGGCAAAACAGCCACUUUUCUUGAAAUCAAUUGCUAACUGAAUUGGACUUUGGCCAUGACUCAAGCUGGACCUUUGCAUUGUUUAUUUUUGACAAACCGCUUAAUUUUGUCCAGUUUUAGCCCAUCAAAUCUGAGUUUAUUCCUCGACUUAAAAUCGUAUAUAUCCCUUCAAAGUGUUUUCUGUAAAAACAAUGAAAGUAAUCCCUCCUCUUUGCAAAGGUUAUGGCUGUGCUGGGACGAGCUAUGUGGCCUAUGGUUUGAUCGCCAGGGAAGUAGAGAGAGUGGACAGUGGCUAUCGUUCAGUCAUGAGCGUGCAGUCAUCACUGGUCAUGCACCCCAUUAACGCCUACGGUACAGAGGAGCAGAAGCAGAAGUACCUCCCAAGGCUGGGUAAGAAGAUCACACCUUUAUAAUUAUAGAUCGACUUCCAGCUUAUCUAUCAUAAAUGGAUAAUGUGGGAUGAUAUAUUGAUAGUAUAUCACCAAUGACCAGGCUUGUUCCCUUACUGUUUCUUCCAGCUCAAGGAGAGAUCCUGGGUUGCUUUGGCUUGACAGAGCCGAAUCAUGGUAGUGACCCCAGCAGCAUGGAAACCAGAGCUAAAUACAACCCAUCCAGUCGUACAUACACACUCACUGGCUCAAAGACCUGGUGAGUAGCAGACACUUACACAACUCUGAGACACGUUUCAGGAGAGAAGCUGAAAAAAUGCAUCCUAUUAUGGAAAAACUGUGGAAGUCAAAUUUCGCUCUAGAGAAGGGCUGCAAGUCAUGAUUUAAAGGUAAAUUCUGUGCAACAGCAGAGUACUAAAGUUUGAACUAUAAGGAAUAAAAUAGUCACGAAAAUCCUGUUUUAUGUUUUUCAUCAUCCUGUUUCUCCAUCUGUCACUUUGUUAUUGUCAUAUAAACCUGAGGAAAUAAAUACAGGACAACAAAUAAGGCUAUUUAUCACACACAACCGCACGAGCCAAGAUUAUUUUUAUCCUCUGAAGUCUAUUUCAAGGCAGUGUGAAACAGUCAACAGAAAACAGUGUCCCUAUGGCAGAUGAAGAAGAUUAGCAGUGAGGUGAAAAGUUCAAUGAAGAAGCAGUAUAACUAACACUUUAAAAUAAGAACAUGGUUUCAAUUGUAAUCUUCAUUUCAUUGUCAUUAUUCUGAAUAAAUUUCCUUUAAACUGUAACUACACAAAAACAAAUGAUGUAUUGUAGAGACCUUGCUCUUCUUUUUCACAUCAUUUAAUUAUUUUGUGUAAUAUUUACAUGUCAAGAAAGGUUGUUGUUUUGUCUAUGGGCUCCCCAUGACACAAGUUGUCCACAAGGGGGAGUCCUUUACAAAUUAAAGCUCUGCAUUUUUGCUAGAGUUUGUAUGGGAAGUAUUCAGUAAAUUGAGCACUCUAAUGAUUUCAGAUGUUACCAGUUUUAUUCUUAUUAAUUUCAUGCAAUUAAAUAUCUUCAGCUCACUGAUUAAAGUAACAUCUGUAGCAAUAUUACAGCAUUUCCCUGUGCUUUGACCUUCAGGAUCACUAACUCCCCAGAGGCGGACAUUGCUGUAGUUUGGGCCAAAUGUGAUGAUGGGAAGAUCCGAGGUUUUAUUUUAGAAAGAGGUAUGAAGGGCUUCUCAACACCUAAGAUUGAGGGCAAAUUCUCCCUCAGAGCCUCUUGCACUGGUAUGAUCCUUAUGGACGAGGUUGAAGUCCCAGAGGAGAACCUGCUGCCUAAAGCCACAGGCCUGGGGGUGAGUGCACCCAAACUAUAACUGUUUAACAUAUUUCUCAGUAUUUUCCUUGUAUGAUAUAAACGUCUGUAUCUUUGUUUGCUGUGUCUCAGGGCUCCUUGAAUUUUAAAGCUCACACAGCAGUCUUUUGCUUGCUUACUUCCAGGGUCCUUUCGGCUGUCUAAACAAUGCUCGUUAUGGUAUAGCUUGGGGAGCUCUCGGUGCAGCAGAGUUCUGCUUCCAUGCAGCUCGACAGUACACACUCGACAGGUCAGAUACCCAAGCUUGUGUGAUAUCCGUGUAUCUAGAUUUGGUUCAAGGUGUAAAAUUUGUGAUGGUCUCUUGAUUGAAAUAUCCUCAGUUAAACAAAGUGCAAACACUUUUUAGUGUGCUCUGUGCAUACAUUUCCAUGUUUGUUGGAUUAUUUUAACAGUAAGAAUAACGCCUCUGGCAUAACAGCUCAUUAUGUUUUUUUACUACACCAGAAUCCAGUUUGGUGUACCACUGGCACGGAAUCAGCUGAUGCAAAAGAAGAUGGCUGACAUGCUGACAGAAAUUACCAUCGGCCUUCAGUCCUGUCUGCAGCUGGGAAGACUCAUUGAUGAGAAAAAGUAAAGACAACCCUUUUUUCUAUUUUUAGCAAUACUGUUUGUCAAAUCAGAAAUGUAUUUUCCCUUGUAGUUCCCCCCAGAGUCAUGUAACUAUUUAGUACUUAGGCUUUUCGGCGUUUAUUUGCGUCGCAUCUGUUAGAAAAGUGCUUUUUAUAAAUAAAGUCUAAUUGAUUAAAUGAUUGAAAAUUCUGUAUAUCAAAGAAUCAUGCCAUGAUCCUUUCAAUGAAGGGUUUAGGUAGGGUGACCAUACGUCCAUUUACCUGGACAUGUCUUCUUUUUGGGGGGCUGUCCGGGCUUGUCCGGCUUUGUCCAGCUCUCAACUCUCAAAAUUAACUUUGUGCGACUCAAUGACUGCCCCCACGUAGCCGUGUCCUCUUUUAACCAGAGAUGGCCACCAUUAUCAAGAGAUGAUUUAGGCCAAAAAUCCAUUUUCAUCAAAAAACGACAUAGGCCAUUAUUUUGAUUAUUACGUAAAGAUAUUCCAGCACAGACUAAAGUAACACUUUGCGAUGUUACUCAUAGUGGAAAUCUGUUGAUUCUUCAUAGAGCCGUCCCAGACAUGAUAUCCAUGCUGAAAAGGAACAGCUGUGGCAAAGCCCUUGACAUUGCCAGGCAGGCCAGAGACAUGCUGGGGGGAAACGGCAUCUCAGAUGAGUACCACAUCAUCCGCCAUGUCAUGAACCUGGAGGCCGUCAACACAUAUGAAGGUUAGAGGGGGGAGAAGUGGGUUUAAGGGGGAUUAAAGGGUCUGUAGUUUGUAAUGAAUCAUGCAUGCACAGUUGGAGUUGUAUGAGUGUUACCCACAGAAGGUGCAGACCCUUGUUUGAGAAGCCUGCCAGAGUACUGGGAUGGUGGCGAGGCUACACACAGCUGCAGACAGGGCUGCUUGAACCACUUAAUGUAGCUCAUUAUAAGAACAUAGAUGAACGAAUGAGUACCUCAGACAGCUCCACUUAAGCAAAACUAAACCAUCCUCUUGUGUCUGUUCAUUCUGUUUCAUGUCUGUUGUCUCCUCUUGCAGGCACUCACGAUAUCCACGCCCUGAUCCUGGGCAGAGCCAUCACCGGCCUGCAGUCCUUCACUGUGGACAAAUAAAUCCCACUCAUACUUCCACUACAAGUCAACAGGGAACUUCUGUCAACCCUGCAGCUGAUUAGAAUCGCACAAUUUUAACUGCUCAGUGAAAAAUGUUUCUUUCCACACAGGUUCGGUGGUCUGUAUAUGGAAAAACAAGAUCAAGUCAAACGUAGACUGGUGUGAAGUGUAAUUUAUGUAAAAAUAGAGUUUUACAAACAGCUAUUUUUCUAUUCUCAAUACCAACAGACAUCUAAAUCCCAUGACUCUAUCACCCAUCUGUAUCAACUAAGUCAAAUGCACUACUAUGGAGACUGUUUGAUGCUUGAACUAGGGCAAGAUCUGACUUUGUUGCUGCUCACUCACAGUACAUACUGUAAUUAUAAAAGAUUAUCGCAUUUAACAGCAACUACAUGUUUGGAAAGUCCUGUGAUGUUUUAAUUUGAUCCAGUUAUGCCGGAGUUGUCAUAUAUAUUUGGUACACUCUCACACUGGAGACAAGAUCAGUACGUUUUGUUUUGUAACCGUAGAGAUUACUCAUGGCACUUUACUCGCCCUGUCUCUAAGAUGCCUUGACGUUGCAUGGUUUCAAGGAUGUUGAUCUAAGCGUUAAUAAAAGUUAUUUUAAAUUUCCAGGUUCUUCGAUGGAGUGAAAUGCAUUAUGAGCUGUUAAAGAGUAGCCAUAGCAUAAUCACAACUCCUUAACUGUGGUGGAGUAGAAGUUGCAAGUGUUGAAAAUGAUAUUUAAAUAAAUAACUUAAAAUUUAAA
Messenger RNA from Xyrichtys novacula (pearly razorfish), 5761 nucleotides. Lineage: Eukaryota; Metazoa; Chordata; Actinopteri; Labriformes; Labridae. The record is from the annotation of a GenBank genome assembly.